Molecule: messenger RNA, 381 nt
Organism: Symbiodinium sp. CCMP2592
Lineage: Eukaryota; Dinophyceae; Suessiales; Symbiodiniaceae
Source: the annotation of a GenBank genome assembly
AUGCCCGCAGUGCCCACCGUGUUGCCCGCGGAGCUCCCCGAUGUACCCACCAUGGCUCCGAUCGAGCUCCCCGACAUCAGCUCGCCUCCUCCCACGAAGCCGGUCGCGGGCAUCAAUGGGACCCAGUGUUCCGCAUAUCCCGCCUGCGUGGCUGCAGGAAUCAAGGAGGGAGAGUGCUGCCCGACGAAAGCCAACGUGCCUCUGGGAUGCUGCUCUGGCAUUAUGCCACCGCCAGCAGUGAAGGAGGAGGGUGGCAAGAAGAACCCGUUCGCCAAAGCAACCGCCUCAUGCUCGCUCUACCCCAAGUGCAUGCACCUUGGCUUGACAGGUUCGUGCUGCCCUGCACCAAACGGCGCCAAGCUCGGAUGCUGCGACGAUUAA